Nipponia nippon (crested ibis) is the source of this 639-nucleotide messenger RNA. NCBI's taxonomy places the organism in Eukaryota, Metazoa, Chordata, Aves, Pelecaniformes, Threskiornithidae. The record is from RefSeq and is a predicted model, not a curated record.
AUGCCCUCUGUCACACGUGGAAGUAUCACGUCCAAGAUCUGUUUGUACAACUCCCUCCAUGGCUCCUUAAUGCAUGAUACUGGCCGUGGGGAACUGUGGAGGGACUGGGACAGCACUUCUAAGUUUUCCCAGUAUGGCUGGAGGUGCACCACCAAUGAAAAUGAUUACUCAACAAAAACCCUUAGAGGGAACUGGAAUGAAGAGCGAUACGAUAUCCAGAGAAUUGUGCAGCCCAAGCCACUUCCUUCCCAGUAUACUCACUGCUUUGAAACAAUCUCUUCAGAUUACAAGGGAAAGCGUCGGAGAAUAAAAAGUACAUGCACAGAACUAAAAUGUAGUCUGUUGGAUCUACCUCAUUGGUUUCCAGGCUACCACCCUGAGCUGGAACUUCCUUCAUUCAAUUGAACUGCUCAGUCCUGCUCCACAAUAGACUACAGGCCUCCAUAUAGCAGCCUUUUCUGCUUGUGUCCAACACUCAGAGAAGGAACAAGAAGGAUGAAGGAAAAGCAACAGAGAUGGAGAGAAUCUGCAGACUAUGCCUUCAGAAAAACAGGAGGCCUGUCUGCUAGCAGUGCUACAAGGAUAUCCUUCAAGCAAAAAGACCUGUCACACAUUAAAGCCAAAUGUAUCAUCCUGUGA